CUCCGCCGCAGCAGAUCCCUCCCCCCCUCUCUCUCUCUCUCUCUUUCCUUCAAUGGCGUCUCUAGCCUUCACCGCCGCGCCGCUCCCCUCUCUCAGAUCCCGGACCACCUUCUCCAAAUCCCUCUUACUAAAACCGAGUCCGAGGCUCCGAGUCCAAACCCGACCCGGCCCGCUCAGAUCCGCCGCGCUCGGCUUCAACAAAACCCUCAGUCCUCUCUUUGCCUUCCCCAAACUCGCCGACUCCGCCGCUCCCAUCUUCGCCCCCCUCCGUAGCCGCGGCCUCACCGUCAAGGCCGCCGCAACCGGCGGCUCCUCCGUCGCUCCGGCCAAGCAGCCAUGGCAGGGCGCGGCGAUGAAGCCGCUAAUCGCGUCCAUCGCCACCGGAGUGAUCCUCUGGUUCGUGCCGACUCCCGCCGGUGUCACAAAAAACGCGUGGCAGCUACUCGCGAUUUUCCUCGCCACCAUCGUCGGAAUCAUCACGCAGCCGCUGCCUCUUGGCGCCGUCGCGCUCUUAGGCCUCGGAGCUUCGGUCCUGACCAAGACCUUGACAUUCGCCGCCGCCUUUUCCGCCUUCGGCGAUCCCAUCCCCUGGCUCAUCGCCCUGGCUUUCUUCUUCGCCCGAGGCUUCAUCAAAACCGGCCUCGGAAACCGAAUCGCCUACCAGUUCGUCUCCCUCUUCGGUAGCACCUCCCUUGGAUUAGGCUACAGCUUGGUCUUCAGCGAGGCCUUGCUAGCUCCGGCGAUCCCCUCCGUCUCUGCUCGCGCCGGCGGCAUUUUCCUUCCUCUGGUGAAGUCGCUCUGCGUCGCCUGCGGGAGCAAUGUCGGCGACGGAACGGAGAACAAGCUCGGAUCGUGGCUGAUGCUGACGUGUUUUCAGACGUCGGUGAUUUCGUCGGCUAUGUUCUUAACGGCCAUGGCCGCGAAUCCUUUGAGUGCGAAUUUAACGUUUAACACGAUUAAGAAGACGAUUGGGUGGACGGAUUGGGCUACAGCGGCGAUCGUUCCCGGGUUGGUGUCGCUGAUGGUGGUGCCGUUGUUGCUGUAUGUGAUUUACCCGCCGUCGGUGAAGAGCAGCCCUGACGCGCCCAAACUUGCCAAGGAGAGGCUGGAGAAGAUGGGGCCGCUGUCGAAGAACGAGACUAUAAUGGCCGGGACUCUCUUUCUUACGGUAGGGCUGUGGAUAUUUGGAGGAAUGUUAGGUGUCGAUGCUGUUACAGCUGCCAUUCUUGGACUAUCAGUUCUCCUUGUGACUGGUGUUGUUACCUGGAAGGAGUGCUUGGCCGAGUCAGUUGCCUGGGACACCCUUACGUGGUUUGCUGCACUUAUUGCAAUGGCUGGGUAUCUCAACAAAUAUGGCCUUAUCUCCUGGUUUAGCGAAACUGUAGUAAAGUUUGUUGGUGGAUUGGGUCUUGGAUGGCAGCCAGCUUUUGGCAUUCUUGUUCUUCUGUAUUUCUACUCUCACUAUUUCUUUGCUAGUGGAGCUGCUCACAUUGGCGCGAUGUUUACAGCAUUCUUGUCUGUGGCUAGUGCUCUUGGUACUCCACCAUACUUCGCCGCCAUGGUGCUUGCAUUCCUCUCCAACCUCAUGGGUGGCCUGACCCAUUAUGGGAUCGGGUCAGCUCCUGUUUUCUAUGGCGCUGGCUAUGUUCCUCUAGCGCAGUGGUGGGGCUAUGGAUUUCUUAUGUCUGUCGUCAAUAUCAUCAUCUGGCUCGGUGUUGGAGGGUUUUGGUGGAAGUUCAUUGGUUUGUGGUGAAAAUCUGCCGACCUACAAUUUGGUGUUGUGUCUUGACGUUUGCCCGACUCGGAUACAAUUUCCUUUAAUUCUCUUACAUGGAAAUAAUCUUCAAGUUAGGCAGACAUGCGGGUAAAAAGUGGUUCAAAUAGGAGGUUGAAUUAGUGCAGAAAUUAGAAAUUGUACCCCCAAAUUUUGACGUAGCAUGACAGUUUUCUGCAUUUGAUGAUGAUCCUUUGUUUAUGCUUGAAUGUACGCUCAUCAUGUACCACAUUCUUUCUUAGAAGUAUCUCUCGGAUAAUCACAGCAA
This is a messenger RNA of Argentina anserina (silverweed cinquefoil), 2042 nucleotides long. Its product is annotated as dicarboxylate transporter 1, chloroplastic. Gene Ontology annotation, molecular function: transmembrane transporter activity. Lineage: Eukaryota; Viridiplantae; Streptophyta; Magnoliopsida; Rosales; Rosaceae. Gene Ontology annotation, cellular component: membrane. The record is from RefSeq and is a predicted model, not a curated record. Bases 53 to 1753 code for a protein of 566 amino acids. Gene Ontology annotation, biological process: transmembrane transport. The transcript has 3 exons.